Molecule: messenger RNA, 2006 nt
Organism: Exophiala dermatitidis NIH/UT8656
Lineage: Eukaryota; Fungi; Ascomycota; Eurotiomycetes; Chaetothyriales; Herpotrichiellaceae
Product: NADPH2:quinone reductase
Exons: 2
Coding region: 418-1656 (412 amino acids)
Molecular function (GO): oxidoreductase activity, acting on NAD(P)H
Source: RefSeq, a predicted model, not a curated record
CUGAACCACACCGCUGCCAACUCCUAGACCUCAGCAGCUGUUCCAUGACAGCUAGUACUCUACAUGGCGCUUCCCCUCAGCGGCCUGUAACACAGACGUUGCUCAAAAUUCCAGGAUGGGUUACAAAGCUUAGUGUUGCUGACCAAUUACCAGCCCCUAGCCACUCUUGGGGAGUCUUGAGGGGUGCCCUUCGUAUUCAGCCAGGUCGCGCCUCUAGAACCGUGGCCGGUAAGAUGCCAUGCUCGUUCUGGACCUGAAAGUUUGUGUUUGUCUCGCUGCUGCAAAGCUGAACGGCUUGAGGUGGCACCAGACCACCACAUGGAUUCCCCUCAGCCAUCACAACCUGGACCCUGACCUGCAUGAAAAUCGCUGGUUUGAUUUGCUGAAGUAUGAAACCCCGUGAAGGUCUGCCCUGUAAUGCCGGAGAGGCAGACCGGACAUCAUACGUUGACCAUUGCUGCCUCGCCCGUUGCUAGGGACGAGCUCCCCCGCGUGGGAGUCUGGAGCGUCCAUAUAGUGGAAGCCAUGUCCCACCAACUCGUGGCCGGUAUUGACGUUGGACGACGAGGCUUUGCCAACCUCAAUCCCUCAAAACAGUAUUCCAUUAUGAAAGGAGUCGUCUUCCCCGCCGUCGGUGCGGAACCGAGGGUCGUGGAUGAUCUGGAAAGGCCCACCCCAGGUACCGAUCAAGUACUGGUCAAGUCCAUCUGGACAGCUAUCAACCCGGUUGAUACCUUCAUGAGCGCUUCUGGCCUUCUUGUCGAGGCAUGGCCUCUUGGACUCGGCGUCGACGCCGCUGGAAGGGUGGUCGAGGCGGGUAGCGAAGCUUCGUCGAAAUACGGCUUCAAUCCCGGGGACGAGGUCUUUGGUUGCACAAGGCUCGGAUCUCCCGGAUACUCGACUUGCCAGGAGUUCUUCUUGAUGGAUGCACGUGUCACUAUACCAAGGCCCAUCAAUAUAUCUCUCGUCGAAGCGGCGACUUUGGGAGUGGCCAGCGAGACUGCCUGUUUGGGAUUGUUCGAUGGCCUCCAUAUCCCACUGCCCGACCCUACGAAUCUUCCUGCUAUCAAAGAUGAUGAAUGGGUUGUCGUCCUAGGAGGAGCGAGUAGCGUGGGCAGGUGCGCGAUCCAGCUGGCCAUGGCUUGCGGCUACCAUGUGGUCGCCUCGUGCUCGAAGAACUCAGCUGGGAUUGUCAGAGGUCUCGGCGCCGCCCCGUUCGACUACAAGACCUCGCUAGAGGAACAGCUAAAAAUCGUCAUGGACUUCACAUCCGGCAACUUCACCAAGAUUUUCGAUGCUGUUGCCGCCGAGAAACCGACACUAGCCGAGGAACUGUUCAAAGCAUGCAAAGGCUCUGAGAAGUUCUUCUCUACCACUAACGAUUGGAGUGGCAUUAAGGAUUUUGCUGGAGGGAAAACAUACGCUGUUCAGCUAGGGCAUGUUGGUAGACCUGAAGCAGAGCAGCUAAAUGCAAAGAUCGAACAGUACAUACCAGUCAUUGUCGGAUUGAUCAAGGCAGGCAGGCUGCAGCCAGGGGACUUUGAAGUGGUCGGGGAAGAAGGGUUUGAGGGUGCUAUCAAAGCUUACAAUCUCCAACGUUCAGGCGCUGCGGGUGCUCGUAAAGUGGUGAUCCACCUCCAGGAAACAGAGGGCUAGAGGGUUUCAAGCCGGCGCAAGCGAUGGCAUCAACGACAACCUCUUGAGAGAAUAGGGGUCACUGGAUCACUGCUGCUUCCAUGUUCCCUAAGGCCCUCGUGGUGUGGAUGGAGCUUCCGACCCUUGGAUUGCCCCAGCUUUGCCGCUGAGUGAGACUUUCUAAUCCGGAUCACAUUGAAAGGAAAUCCACUGUCUCGGUGUCAGCAAGAGUGAGGCUAGAGGAGCCACGUACUGAAACCGAAGAUAACGCUCGUCACCAUUUCCUCGACGCUCAGGCAAAGUACUCUGCGUUAGUUUAUUCGGUUAGUUGCGACAUGUACCCAGUUGUAGAAUAUGACAAGUGCGAUCCG